This is a messenger RNA of Daphnia carinata, 3273 nucleotides long. RefSeq names its product piwi-like protein Siwi. The record is from RefSeq and is a predicted model, not a curated record. Lineage: Eukaryota; Metazoa; Arthropoda; Branchiopoda; Diplostraca; Daphniidae. Gene Ontology annotation, molecular function: protein binding; piRNA binding. Bases 184 to 2952 code for a protein of 922 amino acids. Gene Ontology annotation, biological process: regulatory ncRNA-mediated gene silencing. The transcript has 17 exons. Gene Ontology annotation, cellular component: P granule.
UGUUCGGUUUUCUUCGCAGUCGAUGCGCCUGCCAAUCUCGCUUCAUUCGUCGGCGUAAGCUAUUGCUGAACAAACGUGCGAAAGUGAAAAUUAGAAUUGCUUAUCAGCGUCCAAAAGGUUAAACUUCAGAUUGAUGCUGGAAGCAGUAUAACAAGGUCCAGGUUGAAAAUCAACUAGAAAAAAAUGGAUUCUACCGGGCGAGCACGAGGCCGUUCACGUGGAAGGGGCCGUGGAGAGGAAGGAUUGGAUACCUUGACACGAAGACCUGAUUUAGCGCAGCAGCAUGGAAUUGCCCCCUAUACUACACAACCACCACAUGCAAGUGGUCGGUCCAGGGGAGGCAUGCAUCAAGAACCAGAAGGACGAGGUCCUGCACUUUCAUCUUCACACUCGGGAAGUGGAUCAGUGAGCCGGACAACCAGCGGCCCGUCCACUCGCGAUACGCCGCAAGAACUAUCAUAUACUGGACCAGCACCUGGCAGAGCUUCGUCGGCCCUUCGUGGUGGGCCGGCCGGGCCUCCUGCUGUUUCGUCAACCCGUGCUCCUCCAAGUGCUAUGGCCGGUGGAGAUACGGCAGCCAGCAUGGGUCGUGGAGCAAGCCGUGGACGUGAGCAAAGGGAUGUCCAGAUUUAUACUCGUCCUUCGGCUGAAUUCAUCAAACUGGGAAAAACCGGUAGCCCUAUUCCCGUGACAUCUAACUAUUUUGAACUCAUUAAGCGUCCUGAUAUGCACUUGUUGCAGUAUCGUGUUGAUUUCAAUCCGGAUGUAGACCACAUCGGUGUUCGCAAGGCACUCAUCCGAGUUCAUGAAAACGUCCUUGGAAAAUAUCUUUUCGAUGGCACUUUGUUAUACAAUGUUACUCGUCUUCCUCAGCCACUAGAAUUGUUUUCAAAGCGUGUCUCAGAUGGAUCAGAUGUCAGAGUGAAUUUUCGGCUAGUUGGAGAAAUUCACAAGGAAGAUGCCAAUUACACUACGGUGAUGAAUAUUAUUUUACGUCGUUGUCUCGGCAUGCUCAAUUUAACCAUGUGGAAACGUGACUAUUAUGAUCCCGCAGCUCUUACUGAAAUCCCCCAACACUUCUUGAACGUUUGGCCUGGCUACUUGACCACCAUCCGACAUCAUGAAGAUGGAUUUCUCCUCGGUGUCGAAAUCAUUCACAAAGUUUUGCGGAGAGACACUGCCCUAGAUGUCAUGGAUAGGAUGCGUCAAUCGGGGGGUGAUAUUCAGGCUUUGUGUAAAGCAGAACUUCUUGGGAAAGUUGUUAUGACGCAUUACAAUAAGAAAACGUAUCGAAUUGACGAUAUUGACUUUACCAAAAAUCCCAAAUCCACCUUCCAUCUUCGUAAAGAAGACCGUGACAUUUCCUACUUGGAAUAUUACAGCACGCGAUAUAAUCUCACCGUCAGGAAUGCUUCUCAGCCUAUGCUAGUCUCUCUUCCAUCUCGUCGAGAUAAAAAUCGAGGUGAUGAUCAACCAGUGUAUCUUAUUCCAGAGCUUUGCGGUAUGACGGGACUCAGUGACGAUCAAAAGAAAAAUUUCAACCUCAUGAAGGAUGUUGGAAAUAUUACUCGGGUAAUGCCAGACAGGCGUGUUGAAGCGCUCAUGAAGUUUCGUAGGAGGCUAGCUGAAAAUCCAAAGAUUCAAGAAGAACUUAACAGUUGGGGUUUGGACUUCGCGAGAAACAUUGUGAGCUGCAACGCCCGUGUCAUUCCUGCACAAACUAUCCAGCAAGGUGGCAACAGUUUUCCGACACAGGAAGGAGACUGGAGUCGCAAUAUUCAAAGAUCCAGGAUGUGUGUUUCAGUGGAAUUGCAUGACUGGGUUGUGUUCUCGCCCACUGCAAUGAUGCAAGAGAUCAGACCUUUCGUUAAUAUGAUGAAGCAAGUCGGUGCUCAGCAAGGCUUUAAUAUCCCGGAGCCUAAUGUGAUUCCCAUGCAAAUGGACCGUACGUCAAACUACGUUGAGGCAAUCCGUAGCGAAUGUAGUCGUAGAGAGUACAGCCUGAUCUUUUGUGUAUUACGUGCUGCGAGAAACGACACGUACGCAUCGAUUAAGAAGAUGACGAUCUCGGAAUUUGGAAUUCCUUCUCAGGUGAUAACGGGACGAAAUCUCAAAGGACAGCAAGGCAAGCUCAUGUCAAUUGCUACCAAAGUCAUGAUCCAAGUUGCAUCUAAGUUAGGAGCAGAACCUUGGAGAGUAGCGGUUCCGCAGACGAAAUGGAUGGUUAUAGGUUACGAUACGUACCAUGACGCACGACAACGAAAGGCUGUUGGAGCCUUUGUUGCUUCCAUCAACCCGACCUUCUCUCGUUACUAUUCUUCAGUCAAAAUCCACGAAAAUAAUGAAGAGAUCUCACCCAGCUUCAAAGAUCACCUUUUUGGUGCCCUCAAAUCUUACUACAUCAUGAAUGAAAAAACUCUACCUGAGAAAAUCAUCGUGUAUCGUGACGGUGUUGGUGCCGGAGAUAUUGCGCGAUUGAAGGAUACCGAAGUUGCAGCGCUGAGAGAGGCUUGUUCCGAUGCCGGAGCUCGAACACAUUACCUCGGAACUGGUGUGUACAACCCAUCUAUUGCCUUUAUCGUCGUCAGCAAGCGAAUCAACACACGAUUUUUCGCUAUGGGUGCUCGUGGCGCAGGCAAUCCGCCAUGUGGCACAGUUGUUGACAAUACAGUGACACUUAACGAGAGAUUUGACUUCUUCUUGGUUUCGCAAAAAGUCACCCAAGGAACUGUUUCGCCAACCAGCUAUAAUAUCAUUGAAGAUGACACCGGAAUUGCUCCCGAUAUUCAUCAGCGAUUGGCUUAUGCUCUCACACAUCUUUACUACAAUUGGCCGGGCACCCUACGCAUCCCAGCACCGAUUCAAUAUGCUCAUAAACUGGCUUAUCUUGUAGGAGAAUCUAUGAUGACUCAGCCGCACGAAGGACUGAAUCGACUCCCAUAUUACCUUUAAAGAUCUCCUGUUCGUUUCUUUCAUUUUUUUUUCUCUUAUUUUUUAUUUGGGUAUUUUUUUCAUGAACACUCUACUACCAGACGACGAGACUUGCCUUAGUCACACGAUUUUUGAAUGGCGUCAAGAAUUUGUUGCCCCGUGUUUGUUUCGAGGCGUAAUUAUGACCAUGAAGUGUUUUUGUGCUUGUUUUUCUUUAUUCUGCAAUGUUAAUUCACCUCCACGGGCCAUGUCAACUAAGAAAGUGUGAUGAGUGCCCAAUGUGCCAUUUGUUGUAUUUAGCUAACCGAGGAAUAAGAUAAUAAACCUUUGUUUUUAAAUAAA